AUGGGUGCAGUCGGGAAAACGCUGUACAUUCUUUACGUGUUCCCUCUGAUUUACUUUCUCAAUUUCACUUAUGCACUCACUUUGUUCAUAAUGUUCCAAGAGUAUAAGCUAGCAAUAUUCAGUUUUUAUUGUAUUUCUUUUUCAAUUGUGUUUUCUUUGGGGGAGGCUCUCACAAGGAUAGUAGAGCACCAGCAACAAUCUAUCGAAAACUUCCACUGGCAUCGGAUCCGUAUCGCAGGUGCAUGGUCUGUUUCAAUGUAUUAUUUCCGGUUGCUAUGAUUCUCAUGUUUUUUGGAGGAUAGAUAAAUACCCUUGCCUCCUUAUUUAUUUAUUUCCUACUGCAAUGCCUUCCAUAUGGUUUUGCAAGUAUUCUUUCAGAGUCAGAAUCACCUAUCAAGUACACUUUUCCAAAAACCACAAAACUAACCAACCUUCAAAAAGUAUCAAUCUUCACAUUCUUCACCAUUAUGGAAGUCUACUAUAUCUACUUGUGCACUUGGACUCAUCCAUCUCAGAACGAGUAUAACAUUGUCAAAUUCUUACCAGGAACUAUAUACUUAUGCCCAAUAAUCAAUAUAAUGGUUAUACCUCCCGUUGUUGUAGCGUGCUAUGCUUAUAACUCGGAUACAGUAAAAUUAUUUCAAUCGCAACCUGGUAGUGAACUACAGUUUAUUGGACUCAAAACAUGGAAUCCUGCAACUGGAGUCUGGGAAUCGGACGAGAAGCCUGAAGAUCAUGAGUUUUUAGAAGUCUAA
Molecule: messenger RNA, 755 nt
Organism: Caenorhabditis elegans
Lineage: Eukaryota; Metazoa; Nematoda; Chromadorea; Rhabditida; Rhabditidae
Source: the annotation of a RefSeq genome assembly